AAAUACUUAUGUAUUUUUUGGAAGGGGAAUGCUGGGGGAGUGUUGGAAAGAAACUCUUAAAGGUGUAAUAAUAAUUAACAUGGAUAAAAUGGGGACUAAAAUCUUGUCACUUUUACAUUAGCCUGUUGGCGCUAAUGCAGAGCAGCAGGGAAUGUAUUGAUAAAAGAUAUCAGAGAGGGUUUUAUUACUCUUUGGAUAUGCUCGGAGUUUGCGAAGGCACAGCAGCGGUGGGUUAUGUGACAGCUUCCAUCUCUGCGGUAUGGAGGGAGGGUGGGUUUGUAUCCUUCGAGAAGUUAAUGAAUUUCAGAAUAGGAAGGACACAUUAGACCAGCAUGUUUUUGGUUUGUGGUUUUUGUUGUUGUUGUUGUUCUGAAAGUGGAAUAUUAUUAAGCAAGGUUCCUGAAAGAUAGCAAAAUAAGACUGAUUUAGGAGAUAAGACACUGAUAUGAGAUAAAGGUUGAUGAUUUCAAUACAGAACAGGUUUUGGACACUCUGAAUUUAAGGGUUAAAGUCUACAAGAGCUCCUACUGAUUCAGACUUAAUUUGUGAUAACAGUGAUAACCUGUUGUUGCUCAUUCUGCAUGAAUCAAAUCGUUGAACUGCUUCCUGAUGCUAUCAGUGUUUUCAGUUUCUCCAUCUGUAUAUCCAGCACAAGUUCCUGUUUAUUUAACAACGUGCGUUUCUUUAUUCACUUUUAACGUCUUCAGUUCGAGUACUUUGUACUGAAAGACAAGCUACAGGGCAGAUGAUCACGGAAAUGAAUAUAACUUUAUUCUGUGAUGGCAGUCAGAGCUGGGACACUUGUUAGGUAUGUGUGCGUGGGGAUGGUUCCCGUUCACUGCGUGAACCUGUGACCCAAAACAGUGUCCCGGCUGGAAUGUGCAGGCGGUGCAGACGCUGCUGCCACCCACGGCUCGUACGGGACAUUGCCCGGAGUGCAGCGGAAAGAUUGAGUCGGCUUUGCCAUCAGGACCGGCUUCCAUGAGCAAGAUAACAUAUGAGAAGCUCAGUGUGGGAUUCAUAAGGCAGAUUGCGACAUAGACUUUGGCUAUACUUUUCCUAGUCGUGUGAAGCUAGAAAUCUGAACGGAUGCCUGUGCCGCCGCCGCCACCACCACCUCCUCCACCACCUCUACCACCCUCUGGAGGGCCUCCUCCACCACCACCUUCUGGAGGGCCCCCUCCACCACCACCACCACCACUGUCUAGUUCAGAAGUGCCAAAACUGCGGAAGGAAGAUCAGAAAGCACGAAGCGCGCUCUUGGCUGAUAUCCAGCAGGGAACUCGCUUAAGAAAAGUGACUCAAAUCAAUGACCGCAGUGCCCCACAGAUUGAAAAACCCAAAGGAGCUAACAGAGAUGGAGUUAAUCCAGCUGUCAAUAAAGGUGGCUCUCAGCAGCCUCUGGGAGGUUUAUUUGCUGGUGGCUUUCCUGUUCUCAGACCAGCAGGCCAGAGGGACAUGACAGCAGGGAGGCCUGGGCAGCUUUCCGGAGUCCGAGCAGCAGCCCCCAAACCCUCCGCCCCACCGAACAGCGGCGCUGCCAAGCCGAGCAGUAACCCCUCGCACCCAGCCGAAGCUCCAAGGGCAGCUGUGCCACCAGAGCUUCCCAACACCUCCCGACCCGCAGCGGCACCCGCAGCCGGCCCCGGGCGGCCCAGCCUGCCCGCCCCGCCUCCACCGCCUCCCGCUUCCAGCAAACCUUCCCUCACUUUCCCUCCUCCUCCCCCCCUGCCCCCUCCGGCCGAUCGCCCUCCCAAGGGGGUGACGCCCGGCGCGGCUCCUCCGCCCCCGCUCCCUCCUCCCCAGGCUGACAAACCCGCCAAGUUUCCAGCAGGCGCUUCACACCCGCCCCAGCCGCCCUCCUCCUCCUCCUCCUCCUCCCUCCCCUGCCCCUCGUCCCCCUGCGGGCUGCCGGCCAGGACUGCCGAUGUCCCCGCGGCUGCCGCCCCUCCGGCCGAAGGGAGGGACUGUCCCCUUCCCACGCCGCCUCCCCCUCCUCCACCGCCCCACGGCCACCCCCUGCCCUCGAACAGGCUCUCCUUUCCUCCCUCCGCAGCCUUUAGCGGUGCUGACGUGCCCCCUCCGCUGCCCCCCAAGUCUCCCCACUUGCUGUCGCAGUUCCACAAGCCAAGCAGCAUCCAGUCGCUGCCGCUCCCACCCACCCCCGGCCAGCCUCAGCCCGCAGCCGCGGCAGAGACCAGGAAGAAGAGACCCGGCCGAGGAGCAGGAACCGGUGCUGGGAAGCUGGUCACACCUCCACAGCCACCAGCAAGAUCCCCAACAACUGAACUCACAAGCAAGUCUGGAGUCUCAACCUGGGCUACAGCUCUUGACCCCUACCCACCACUCAAAAAUGGAAAUAUGCACAUCCUUGAUGACUUUGAAUCUAAAUUUACUUUCCAUUCUGUGGAAGAUUUUCCCCCACCUGAUGAAUUCAAGCCAUUUCAGAAAAUAUAUCCUAGCAAGAUAGCUAGAGAUCCUUCUAAAAAUCCUCCAUUAAGAACACAUGUGAGAUGAGAAGAGUCUACUGAUGCUCUCUGGAAGAGUAUUAAAAAAGAACAUCACGAUAAUAUAUAAAACAGAAGGGGUCCCCACUGCAGUGAUAGCGAUUGUAUUUGAGUCACAUGUACUGCAAUGUAAACAUUUCUAUAAACUGGAAAAAUUGUGUAAAUUAUACCUUUUUAGCUGGCCUACAUACUACAGGAAUUUUAGUACAGGCUUUUAAAUUAUUGUAAAUAGGUGGAUAUUUUUUAAGCAAAGCAGCAUAAAAUUUAAAUUCUUUGUAGUGUUGAAACAAUUCUCAUUCUUAUCAUGCUGACAGUGUUAUCUCAAACAUUUUGCAUUGCAUGCCUAUAUUUCUUUUUUCCCCUUUCAUCGUAAUUUUUAAGUAUUUUGGAAAUUCUCCAGUUAUUAUUCAGACAUUUUUUUCAAUGAACUGUCACACUAAUGCACUACCUUUAGUCUGUUUCUAUGUUCCUUCGCUUCUAUUCUGCCUAUCCUCAGACUGCAGCAGGAUGUCACUUUCAUGAAGGGACGGGCCCACAAUCCUUCUCUCAUCAAGCAUGAAGAGGAGAUGACAAGGAGCUGUGGCUGCUGUUGAGCCUACCUCCUACUGAUUACAGAUCCUUAUAGGAUAGUGUCUGAAGAAGACCAGCCUGGGUAGGGUGGUCAUGGACUUGACAAAGAUGACAGAACUUCUCCAAAGUAGAGGAAAAGAAAGUUGCUAUAUUGUAAGCAAAAAAAAAAAAAAAAAAAAAAAAAAGAGUGUGUGAAUACAUAUGCCACGAUGUAUGUACGUAAGGGCAUGUGUCCUGUCUUUUCCUGCUGGGAAAGUGGAUAUUUACUGUUGCAUUUCUGUGAGAGAUUGCCUUUACCCAGCAAUUAUGAGACCUUUGGAUGAGAGGUCCAAAACCCACAAUUUAAACAGGCAACUCGAACUACUGUUGUUCACCCACGGUGAGGAUUCAUUGUCCAAAACACAUCACACUGCUUGGAACAAGCAGUCCCCAAAGUGGUUGUCUUGAACAGAGUUGGCUGGGAAAAGUAACAACCUAGCAGUAGACAAGACUUCAUCUGCUUUUAAUAUUCAGCCAGGGGUAAGGCCCUUGGAUCACAGAUGUUCAGAUCUCGUCCUAAGAUGUCUGUUUCUCACAAGAAUUACUCUUCUUCCUGUGCAUUUCACCACAUUAGCAGGAGUGGUGCCAGGUCGAGGGAGGUGAUCCUUCCACUCCAUUCAGCACUGGUGAGGCCACACCUGGAGUGCUGUGUCCAACUUCUGGCUUGCCAGUGCAAGGGAGACAUGACCAUACUAGUGAGAGUCCUACAACAGGCUGCAAAGGUGAUAAAAGGACUGGAGCAUCUCUCCUAUGGAAAGGGUAGGAAAGCUGGGGCUGUUCAGCCUAGAAAAGAGAAGGCUCAGAGGGGACCUCUUCAAUGUGUAUAAAUACCUGAAGGGAGGGUUUAAAGAUGGAGCCAGUCUCUUUUCAGUGAUGCCCAGUGACAGGACCAGAGGCAGUGGGCACCAACUGCAACAGAGGAGGCUCUGUCUCAACAUCAGGAAACAUUUUUUGAUUGUGAAGGUGACUGAGCACUGGCACAGGUUACCCAGUGACAUUGUAGAGCCUAACUUCCUAAAGAUACUCGAAAACCAUCUGUACUUGGUCCUGGGCAACUGGCACUAGCUGACCCUACUAGAGCCAAGGGAGUUGGACCAGAUGACCUCCAGCCAUCCCUUUCAACCUCAAACACUGAUUCCCCCUUCUACAGCUUUUCUGACUUCCUGUACCUGAGUCACAAUAACGCCAUGCAACACUACAGGCUUGGAGCAGAGUGGCUGGAAAGCUGCCUGGCACUAAAGGACCAGGGGGUGCUCAUUGAGAGCCGGCUGAACAUGAGCCAGCAGUGUGCCCAGGUGGCCAAGAAGGCCAAUAGUAUCCUGACUUGAGGCUCAGGGAAGACCUUAGUGCUAUAACCUGAAAGGAGGCUGUAGUGAUGUUGGGGGUCAGUCACAUCUCCCAGGACAGGACAAGAGGAAAUGGCCUCAAGCUGUGCCAGGGGAGGUUUAGAUUGGAUAUUAGGAAAAACUACUUCACUGAAAGGGUGGUCAGGCGUUGGAACAGGCCUCCCAGGGAAAUGCUGGAGUCACCACUUAAAUAUGUGGAGGCAUUUAAAAGAUCUGUAGAUGUGGCACUUGGGGACAUGGUUUAGUGGUGGAUUUGGCAGUGCUGGGUUAAUAGUUGGACUUGAUGACCUCAAAGUUCUUUUCCAACCUAAAUGAUUCCAUGAUUCACCAACCUGAGAAAGGACACUGCUGUUCCAGGGUGAGUCUGGUUCCAACAGCCAGGUUAUUUGCAGUUAUGGCAAUAAUUUAUAUAAUUGCCACCGGUUCCCCUCAGUUACAGCUGUAAUAAUGUUAUAGAUCACAGAUGAUGGAAAAGACAGGUAACUGCAGCUUUAUAUAUCUCUGCUUUUCUCUUGUAGCAGCUCAGUUGUACUGUAACUUUAUUUCCACACACAUAGGUUCAUGGUGUGUGAGAUGGUGUAAAAAGUAACUUCACCUGUAGGACUCUAAGAAAGCAGCAUUAGUCUUUUUCUAGCCUAUUAUGAUAACCUUCUGUACAUCAUGGGAAAAAAAAAAAAAUUGGUAAUUCUUUGACCAAUACUGUCACUGUCAUUAUUGUAGUUACUUGAUAAAUAUGCAUGAAUUUAGUAAUAAGCAGGGGUCUGCAUAUACAUUGCUUCUCAAACAACUGUAAAAGUUUAUUAGUGCUUUAAAGACUAUUUUGUUAUAGUACUAUUAAAAGUGACGUUUUGUUGGUU
Molecule: messenger RNA, 5319 nt
Organism: Myiozetetes cayanensis
Lineage: Eukaryota; Metazoa; Chordata; Aves; Passeriformes; Tyrannidae
Gene: WIPF3
Product: WAS/WASL interacting protein family member 3
Exons: 8
Coding region: 1090-2517 (475 amino acids)
Molecular function (GO): actin binding
Source: RefSeq, a predicted model, not a curated record